GCUCCGCGAGCCGCAAACCAGCGCGGAGAUGCUGCUCCCGUCCCUCCAUCCACUGCUCUGGCUCCUCCUGCUGCUCCCAGGUUCUACAGCUUCCACAAACUCUUCCACCCCCGCUGGAACAGGUCCAUCCCAACCAACAGCACCCAGCCCUGAAGCCAAGAACCACAGCUCAGAGCCAUCAGUAAAGCCAACACCACUGACUAACCUGAGCCUCACCUCUGUGGGUCAAACUACUACAGCCAAACCCUCCCCCACCACUACAACAAACCUGACAGCAACCACUGAGCAAGAUGAAAAGUGGAAACAGAGCACAGCAGCUCCUUCUCCAACACCUCGAGGUCAGGAUCCCAUGAGGAAUGAGAGCACCACAACAUCAGUGACUCGAGGUGCUUCCUCCUCACAGAGAGGCGCCUCAGAACCCAUCACCCCAACACCCAACUUCUCCAGCCAAUUGCCUGAGCCCACCCCGACAGACGAGAAAUCACCGCUGACAGUGGCAGCUUUUGGUGUCAUCAGCUUUGUCAUCAUCCUGAUAGUGGUGGUGAUCAUCCUGGUCAGCGUGGUCAGCCUGAGGUUCAAGUGCAACCACUCCAAGGAUUCAGAAGACAAACAGAAACCAGGAACCUCCAUGGUAUCAGAGAGCUGCUCAGCAGACACAAGCCAGAAGGGAAACAGCAUCACUCUGAUCUCCAUGAAGAACAUCAACACCAACAACAGCAUGAGCUACCCCCCAUCAGAAAAGGUUUCCCUUUUCAGCCUUGCUUUUUAGGGAAUCAGCUGGGGAUCAUUUCUCUGGCUAGAUAAGAGCAUGCCUUGAGGUAUUUCUUUGCUCUUUUAUUCCUUCAGAAAUAUGACAAAAACCACCUGCCACCAAACUUCUAAAGGUCCAAACUGCUUCCAGUGAGCCUGGUGAAAAUUUGAGUGCCCAUCUCAGGUUUGCCUGGGCUGGCUGAACUUGAGGUGCCAAGUUUAGCUCAUGUACACAGGUGACAUCACCUGUAGCCAGCUGCAAAGCUGGAGGGGUUUGCCAUUAAAUGGAGAGGUCUAUGAGAAAUCGAGGUUGCACCCUCCAGCCCAGCUUAGCUGCUCCUGCCCCACAAGUGGUUGAAGCACAUCCCCAUCAGUGCUCUCAGGUCCAUCCCACAUGAGGAAUUCUUAUCAUUUUCAGUUGUUUUAAAGCUGGGACUGAGUUUGGGAGAACACAUUGCUCUACUGCCUUUGUCAGCCCGGCCAGGCCACUGAU
This is a messenger RNA of Vidua chalybeata, 1243 nucleotides long. RefSeq names its product endothelial cell surface expressed chemotaxis and apoptosis regulator (gene ECSCR). Gene Ontology annotation, cellular component: plasma membrane; cytosol. Gene Ontology annotation, biological process: positive regulation of endothelial cell apoptotic process; negative regulation of angiogenesis; positive regulation of proteasomal protein catabolic process. The transcript has 10 exons. Lineage: Eukaryota; Metazoa; Chordata; Aves; Passeriformes; Viduidae. The coding region runs from base 29 to 769 and encodes 246 amino acids. The record is from RefSeq and is a predicted model, not a curated record.